This is a messenger RNA of Siniperca chuatsi (mandarin fish), 2701 nucleotides long. RefSeq names its product CDK2 associated cullin domain 1 (gene cacul1). Gene Ontology annotation, molecular function: ubiquitin protein ligase binding. Gene Ontology annotation, biological process: ubiquitin-dependent protein catabolic process. The coding region runs from base 143 to 1156 and encodes 337 amino acids. Lineage: Eukaryota; Metazoa; Chordata; Actinopteri; Centrarchiformes; Sinipercidae. The transcript has 8 exons. The record is from RefSeq and is a predicted model, not a curated record.
CCGGUGAUACGACGUGUCGUAAAAUAAGAGUUACUAACAGCAAAACCGAGAUGGACACCACCAAAGAUGUUUGACAGUUUCUGUCUUUAUCCUUAUUUGUUAUCCGAAAUGUUUAUCUAGUGACGCCAGGCUUGGACCGGUUAUGAAAAUGGAGGCCAUGGAAGAUGAUAGUUUGGACAUAAAAGACGACCAUAACCACAACUAUUGUGCGAGCAGCAGUAGUAAAGUCCGCACGUAUCUGACAAGCCAGUUGUCGGUCCCGCAGCCCGUGUGUCUACCGGUGCCGGGAGGAGAACCUUUGACUCGACGAGCAAAAGUGUGGUCAGGCAGCACCGGGGGGUCAAAGUUCAUGGACUCGGAUUCAGGCAGUGAGAGCAGCGAAGUCAGCGAGACUGACUGCACGGCUCCGCCAGUCGCUGUCGAGGGAAAAUUCACCCUCGAUUCUACUUCCAAGUUCCUUCUGAAUGCAAUGGCUGUAGAAGACUACCGAAAAAACCACUGGCCAAACCUGGAGAAGGCAAUCGACCGUUUGUUGAUUCAAAAUCCCACAGACCACAUCUCUGUUUCUUAUGCACAGAUAUACAGUUACGUCUACAAGUGUGUUUGUCAGCAGCACUCUGAGCUGCUCUACAAUGAUUUGACAUUAAAAAUAACAAGUCAUCUGCAACAGGUUUCCUCCCAUCUACAAGCCAGCCCGCCUGAGAUCUUCAUUGAGAACUUCAACGUUGCGCUGACACAAUACACGGCUUCUCUUCAAUGUAUAGUUCCUGUAUUUAUGUACUUGAACAAGUUCUACAUCGAGUCAAAACUGAACAGAGACCUAAGAGAGGAUCUGAUGAAGCUGUUUGCUGAUCACGUUGCAGAAAAACAUGUGAACACACUGAUGCCUCUUCUCAUCAAAGCUCAUUCCAUGCCCUUUCAAGUGCAGCCAUCUACAAUGGCCAGUGUGGUUAAAGGCCUCUACAGCCUCCGACCAGAUUUGGCCCAGUCAGCCCCGGCUCUCUUCUCUGGGUUUAUUCCCCAAAUCAACCCUCCUGCUGUGGAGUCUCUGCUGCCCGACUACGCCGCUCGUGACCAGAAGUUACAGAUGGAGCUCUCCAUGAACGGAUUCCCACGAGGCGACCAGUCUCGCAAACGGGCCAGCGAUGACUCCUGAUAGCAGAGCCGCCGUCACUAGACUUGUUGCAGAACUAUUACUGUGCCUCCCGCAUCUUUAUCACAAGUUGGCUUACUGCACUGGGUACAAUGUUGACAAUGUGUCAGUUUCAUCUCUGUCGACUCAAGGUCACAAAACACUGUGAACAACAAAGAGAACACGAUGUUGAGUUGCUGAGCAGAAGCUUAAUCUCACUGCACUAAAAAAAAAAAAAAAGCACACAGACUUCCAUUAUGGUGCUUUCCUCUGUGAUUAUGAUGCAUCCAGCUUCCGUAUUCGUGGGAUGCUGCUCUGUGCGCUGAGAUGGUUUUCCUUACGUUCUCCUCAUUUGAAGAGUGCCUUCAGUGGUGUGUGUUCUGAUCGGAUAUCCUAGCGAGGGAUAGGCUGAUGAUGGGUAUUUCAUUCCUAACCUUUAACAUUGAAGUGUCUUUUUUUGAUAGACCGGGCUAAUCAAGACUUUCUAUUGCUGCUAAUAAUACUAUCCAUGUGAUGAUACUACAAAUCCCACGGUUUCACCCACUGUGUCUGUAGCCCAGUGGCUUCACUCAACACAAAUGAGUGUGGAAAGAAAUGAGAACAAGGGGAACUAAGUCGUUGAUCUCUUCUUCAUGUUGCCUUUACUGUGUUGGUAAACCGGAUUGUAUUUUCCUGUUACGCCAAAGAGGAUUUGCAGUACUUGUGUUUUUUUUUUCUUUUCUUUAUAUAUAAUGCAUUGGAUUUGAGCUGAGUUAAUGUUGUAUGCUGUCUGAGUCACUGAGCCAUUUAAUUUUUUUUAUACUAACAAGUUUUGAGCAUUGGUUGACCCGUUUGUUUGUUAGGCUCGAGUCAAAUUCUUACUUUAAAUGUCACUUGUCUGUUUUAGCCUUGCAUGUAGGAUUGGCAGGGAUUGCCAUGUAAGACAUCGCACUGUUUGUCAGACAGCUUAGACAACUUUUCUAAUUUCACUUCAGUUUGUUUGACAACUUACCUAAAUCGUCCCAACUGUAAAUAUAUCGAACCUGAUGCCUGAUGGAUUUUACAAAAUUAAUGAUAUGCAAAUAUUGUUUGGCCUGAGUCUGGCGUACUCGUGCAUUAAAUGUUCCUAUCAUGUAUAAGCCUGUUUAUGAUGCAAAUGUUUUUUGUGUUUUUGCAUAGUGGUCAGUAUGUAUUAGCUUUUGUCAAAGAUGCAUUUUUGUUAAAUGAUUCAAUUGAAAAGAAGUAUUUCAUACAAGGUCUUACACUGUUUUAAGUGUAAAUAGAUGCUCAGGCUUGCUUUUCAUUUCUGUCUGUGGGUCUUGGAAAUGGUUCUCAUUGGCUUUCAAAUAAACUAAUUUCAUUAAUCAUGGGAUAUAGAGAUGAUUUUUUUUCAAUGUUUAAGAUUUAAAGGCAUUAUAAUAAAUCCAAUGAAGUAGAAGAAAAUCAGAGUCAUUGCAGAUGCCACACACUGGAUGUACUAUGUCAACUUGCUGAGAUUAUAUCACUUUUUCUCUACCGUUCUGCAAAAAAAUAUCCAUGUUAAAACAACUGUGAAUAAAAUUCCACUUGGCUCAAAUGCUGUUUCAGAAA